This is a messenger RNA of Dentiscutata heterogama, 164 nucleotides long. The record is from the annotation of a GenBank genome assembly. NCBI's taxonomy places the organism in Eukaryota, Fungi, Glomeromycota, Glomeromycetes, Diversisporales, Gigasporaceae.
AUGUCCGAAAAUGUCCGAAAGUAUAGAGUAGUACAACAAGAUUUAGAAUUUUAUGUCUUCGUCGGAGGUAAAACAGAAUCUCUCAGAAGUGGCAAGAAGAAUGGCAAAAAUUAUGUUGAAAGGUGUCCAGAUGUCUCUCAUUACAAUCGCAAAGCAUAUAGCCU